AUGUCUGGCGCGCCUGGCGACGGGCCCAUGGUCCCAGCGUCCGACCAUGCUCCACCAACCAGCGACAGGGUGCGCGCCAGAGCGCACCCUCCGGCCGCUCAUCCAUCGACCAACCCUCGCCUUCGCCACCCUCUUCUCCUCUGCUCCUUUCCCUUAUUCCCAAAGGCUGCGAAAAUCCGGCGACCGAGCAUCGCCCACGCAGCAAACGCCCGCGCGCCUCCACCCGCUCCUACCGAUCCACAUCCGAGCGCCCGCGAUUGCCGAAUCGAGCAUCCCUCACCGCCAGAUCUGCGCCCACACCGGUACUCUAGUACAAGUACCUAUCCUCCACCACCGCCCAUGGCCGCCCUUGCCCAUCACCACAUGGACUUCCACCGCCCUGCCUCCAGCUUGAGCCAAGACUCCAAGCCUCAGACCUACUUUGACGACUUCACCAACGACUCGUUGCUGGAGACGUCGACCAUCAUGUCCCCCACCAACUCGCAGGUCGGCAUCUUCUCCCCGGAGGCCACCAACCUCUUCGACCCGGACUUCUCCACGCCCGCCUUUGUCGACCGCAACGUGUCGACGAACCCCUUCUUCCAGGGCAACAACAACCCUUACAUGCGUCUCGGUGCCCAGCAGCAGGUUCCUGCUACCUACGGUCAGUCGUGGCCCAUCGACGAGGACUCCAACGACGUCCGCACCCCCAACUCCACCUUCUUCGACAACGGUUACGAGUCAAAUUACCUGGCCGUCGGCUCCAGUGAACCCUCUGCCUACUCCCUCCCCGUCAACGUCAGGCCUGCUUCCGUCUUCCCCUCGAGCCAGUCGGGCAACCCCCCUUCGCCCCACUCCAACAAGGAGUGGAUGGCCAUGGCCGCCCAGGAGAUGGAGUCGAGGCCUCUCAACAAGCGCAUGAGGCCCAACACCCCGCCCAGGAGCUACUCCCCUUUCCCCCGCCGCGAUGGCAUCAGGAAGAAGAACGCCCGCUUCGAGAUCCCCGCCGAGAGGAGUCUCCUCAACAUCGACCAGCUCAUCGCUCAGUCCAGCAACGAGGAUGAGAUCAAGGAGCUGAAGCAGCAGAAGCGACUACUCAGGAACAGACAGGCCGCUCUUGACUCGCGGCAACGCAAGAAGAAGCACACCGAAGAGUUGGAAGAGGAGAAGAAGGUGUGGACCGAGCGUGUCAUGCAGCUGGAGGACGACCUCCAGCAGAUGAGGCUGCAGGCUGAGGCGCACAUGCACGAGAAGGAGCAGUGGCAUCGCCAGCAGCUCGAGACCCAGCAGAUCAUCGAGACCCUCCAGUGGGAGAAGGAGGAGAUGGUCCGGAGUCACACGCUCGAGACCGGUGAGCUUCGCAAGAAGGUCUCGGUCCUCGCCGAGAAGCUGGAGAGUGGCAGCCCUUCCAUGGCCGCCGUCCCCAGCUCCACCUUCACCGACUUUGCCAACGACAUGGACAACCUCAACAUGGGCAACAACGAGUGGGACAGCUACAUCUACAACGACUUCUGCAUGGACGAGAACACGCCGCAGCAGCAGCAGCAACCCGCCGAGACCUCGGCCGUCUCUCGGAAGAAGGAUUCCGAGGACAAGCCCGUUGCCUCUGGCCUGCUUCUUAUGCUUCUGCUGUGCGGUGCUUUUGUCGCCAGCAACUCGGGCUCUGCCCCUGGCCUGCCUCGCAUGCCCGAGGACGUCCGCGCGGCCUCUGCCGACGUGCUCAACAGCAUCUUCAAGGAUGCCGGCGUCGCGCCCUCGGCUCAGUCGGCUCAGAGCCUCAUCGCCAACCGCGUCGAGACUGCUCUCGAGCCCACUGCCUCGGGCUCCUUCUGGCCCAAGCCGACCCUGUCUGGCGCCGAGUUUGCUUCCAUGUCUGCCAGCAAUGGCGCUUCUGCUUUCGACGCCCUGGCUCAGCUCACUGCGCCGACCAAGGAGCAAGAGGCCGAGCAGGCCUUCUCCAUGACUGCUUCCCAGUACAACAGCCUGACGUCGACCGACUUUGGCCGUCGUCCGUACACUGCCGGCAGCGACGACUCUUCUGCGCCCUCGACGCCGUCGCACCGCCGCAAUCUCGCCGAGACGUUGGCUGCCAUGCGCAACGACAACAAGGGCGAGUCGGCCGCCGACGUGUACACGCGCAGCCUGCUCUGGGACAAGAUCCCGACCGAGGUCGUCCGCGAGUUCAAGCGGAUGGUCGAGGAGAGCAGCAGCAUUGCCGCGUCGGUCAGCAGUCCCGGCAGCGUCAAGAGCGAGGUCAACGUGUGAAGAUCCACUUAGCGACCCCACACGACGUCGACGCUCACGACGAAGAGGGCGAAUCUACAGAAGAUUGUCUAUGACGCUCCGGCAUCUCUCGGAUGCUCGCUUGUACAACCAGUCUGCAUCGGAGGGCUUCUCUUUCUAGCGAAUCGCAUCGCAUCAUCAUCACGCCACGCUCUCACGGAGCGAAGUCGCUUCGCAUGGCCGGCCAUGAUGAGGCACAUACAUGCCAUGGCGCUCCCCGCGGCAAACGCGACAUGGAGCGCCAUGCUUCUCAUUUUGUCUUGAUCUUUCGCUUUUGAUUUUUCACACGAAUAUUCCCUUGAUCGUUUGGUGUUUACAGCAGAGCGUGGCGAGCGACUUGACUUUUUGACUUUUCUUGUGUCUGAUUUCCUUGGUUAUCCGACAUUUCCUCAGCAUUUUCCUGCAAGUCUCAACAAAUUUUCCCUUUUCAUGUUUUUCCGAUUUUUCCUUUUUUCCGAGGCAAGAUAUCACGA
Molecule: messenger RNA, 2735 nt
Organism: Aplosporella prunicola CBS 121167
Lineage: Eukaryota; Fungi; Ascomycota; Dothideomycetes; Botryosphaeriales; Aplosporellaceae
Exons: 3
Coding region: 1-2244 (747 amino acids)
Biological process (GO): regulation of DNA-templated transcription
Molecular function (GO): DNA-binding transcription factor activity
Source: RefSeq, a predicted model, not a curated record